AUGGCUAGCCCUGAUAAUCUUGGAACAAGAAAAAUCAAGCAAAGGAUAAAGCCAAUCAGUGCAAAGAAUCAGAUAAAACCUAUACAAUCCUUUUUUGGCUGGCAAACUGCAUUCAAGAAUCAACCUGAAUCUAAAAAGAAAAGGAAGAAGACUCAAAGUAUAUUGGGUUUGACAUUUAGACAAUCUGAAAUCAUACCAUCAACUGUUCUUUUUAGAGCCCAUCAACAGACUAUACCUGCUGGAGCGACCGGUUUUGCGCCGCUGGCGUUGAAUGGGUUGGAUCAGAACUUAAAGAAAAAUAGUUGGAGUGACCAGUUUUGUGUCGCAGGUGAUGAAUGGGUUGGAUCAGAAAUUCAAGAAGGUGUUGAAGCGACCAGUUUUGCUUCGCUGAGCUUUGCUUGUUUGGUUUGGAAUACUAGCAGAAAACGGAAGAAGAGGUUGAUCAGCAAUCAUUUGCGCUGGAUGUAUCAAAGAAACAAGAAAAGGAAGGGAUUGAUCUUACAUCAUUACAUGUUGAAAAGUCUUGAUUUCAGUUGGACUUUCACAAGAAAGAUCAGAGCUGAAGUAGUUUUAAAUCUCUUGAAGAAACAGGACAGAAAAAGGGAGACUGGUGCCUACCGCUACUUAGUAUUGGACGCCCAGAAUCUCGAUCGGCUGAUCAAGCAACUACAUGUUUACUGA
This is a messenger RNA of Puccinia graminis f. sp. tritici CRL 75-36-700-3, 681 nucleotides long. RefSeq lists its product as uncharacterized. The transcript has 2 exons. The record is from RefSeq and is a predicted model, not a curated record. NCBI's taxonomy places the organism in Eukaryota, Fungi, Basidiomycota, Pucciniomycetes, Pucciniales, Pucciniaceae. Bases 1 to 681 code for a protein of 226 amino acids.